AUGCCCAAGUCAACACCCAACAAAAGAUGGACAGACUGGACAUGGGAAUCCUGGGCGUUUGCGGCCUCUGUGGUGUCACUCGCCGUUAUGAUUGCUCUAUUGCGCGUCUUUGACCAAAAGCAAGUGUUUGUAUGGAAUACUAUCACGCUAAACACUAUCGUUUCCAUCCUCUCGUUGAUUACGAAAGCGAACCUAGCAUACAUACUCGCCGAGUGCAUGGCGCAAUGGAAAUGGAUUCUAUUUGCCGACGAAGAGCGACCACUCAUAGACUUUGACCGCAUUGAUGCGGCGACUCGAGGCCCGCUCGGAAGUUUAAGAGUUCUAUUACGAACAAAGAGAGCACUGAGUUUACAAUUCGGUGCUGCCUUGACUUUAUUGGUGGUUGGGCUGGAUCCAUUUGCCCAACAGCUUGUGCAGCUUCAACAAAACGUCGUAUUUGAGCGACGUAGUGCCCAGAAACUUGGUGAUGUUGCGCUUGUCUCUCGGGCACCAUCCUACUCUAUGGGACAAAUCACAGUAUCGCAAGAGACUGUCGUGAACUCGACAAAAUUUAACUACACCGUUAUCGACACCCAGAUACCGCUGUCGAUGGAAUCUGCCAUCUUGACUGGGCUAUCUCGAUCACCAUGGGAAGUGGCACGUGAGGCCCUCGUGCAAUGCCCAACAGGAAACUGUACAUGGGAUCAAUUCAACACACUUGGGGUUUGCCACAAGUGCAACAAUAUCACUUCAGAUCUAAGGCGUGUUAAAGACUUUGGAGAUGCCUUGUUUGCUCUUGGUAAAUACCGUCUCGACGGCUACAAUGUUCCAAGUACCGCCUUUUCUUUACCUAAUGGUCAUUUCAUUGCCAACAUUGAUGGAUGUCCGCCCUACAGUGGCCCAUUUGCGAAAUGCGAUAACGAACAGCCCUUGGGUAUCUAUAGUGAUGAGAAGUAUGUCACGACAUCAUUUGGCACGGGCAACCCAAACAAGACCAACACGAUGAAAGAUAUCGAUACCUUAAUCUGGUCAAUGAGUGUUAUAUACCCUGAUGUUGACUGGGUUAACAAAACGUCUCCAAACAAUAUGGGGACAGAGGAUAGCGACUCGAUUAAAUGGCCAAAUAUGCCUUUACACGCUAUGGAAUGCGCAGUUCAUUACUGCGUAAAGACUAUAGACUCGGCUGUGGAGGGAAACCAGCUAAACGAGAAUAUCACAGAGGCUGCUGAUGCCCUUCGAGACCCCGACUCCUGGCGGCGUGGUUCUGAGCGCGAGAAUAAUCUGUCCGAAAAUAUCCCACCUGACGACGAGGCCGACAGCAUGGAGUUUGAUAGUCGAUACUCAACCGCAGGCUACUCAGAACUUACACUCAGAUUUUCAAAUAACGACACAGAGCCAUGGUAUAGCAUACAGCCAGAUUCAGUCUUUUCAAUCAAUGCAUAUUUUCAACAACUUUUGAAAAGAAACUACACGGGAGGAAGCAGGAUGAAGAGGGAGAUGGAGAAGAAGCUUGGGAAAGGAGCUGUCGGGAUCACUGGUGCCUCGAUAGGGCUCAAACAAGAAGAUUUAUCUUCGAAAGCCUCUCCACCAGCACUUAAUGGUAUUUGGUCUUGGACUAGGACUAACAUGACAAGCACCUUCGAGGCGCUGGCCACCAGCAUGACUAAUGAGAUGCGACGAAAUUACGAUCCCAGACGCUUACAACAGUCUGGACAAGACAUGAGCCGUUUUCGAGACGGGACUAUGACCCAGCUGGGCAGUGUGGGACUGUUAACUGUCGUGUAUGAUGUCCGAUGGCCGUGGAUUGUACUCCACGCGGCCAUGCUUCUUUUGGUUGCCGUCUUCCUCUGUAUCACAAUGGUGAAUUCUAGGCCAUCGGAAGCCACGCCAUUGUGGAAGAGCAGUACGCUGGCGACUCUUCGUCGUGGUUACCAAGUUGGUGAUGUAUUGGCAGGUGCGGAUACUAUUGGGGAAAUGGAGACAAAGGCCAAGAAAGUCCAUAGCAAGGUGCAGCGCACAGAUACUGAUAGAGAUGUUUUAUUGCAGAGGCUAAGUAAUAACCUUCCGCGUUACGAGUAG
Messenger RNA from Fusarium sp. VM40, 2058 nucleotides. The record is from the annotation of a GenBank genome assembly. Lineage: Eukaryota; Fungi; Ascomycota; Sordariomycetes; Hypocreales; Nectriaceae.